UGUGUCCGCACUGUAUAAAACCAUUUUUUUUAAUUUCCUGUCUUAAUUUAAAGUCGGUACCAUUUUUUAGUGUCAAUUGCCAGCUGUGACUGCAAAGAACAAAAAAAUAGAAAUUUUAACCCAUCAAUACAAAUGAAUAGUACUGAUUUAUUAGAUCAAAUUAUUCUAUAUAGUAUAAAUUAAGACAUCACAAGAAAAUAGGGUUAGUUCAAUGGGAACAAUGAACAAAAAAGAACAUGUUACUACUAGAGAAAGUAUUAUUUCAAUUAACAGUAAACUACAGAAAAAAACAAAUAAGUUAGAUGGAGAAUACUUAAAUGGAAAAACAGUUAAACAAAGAAUAAUUGGACCAACUUGCACUGAUUGUAGAUUAAAGUGUGAUUUGCGAAUAGCAGAGCGAUUUCGUCAAGACAAUUAUUACAAGUUUUGGGGAAAAUUAAAGACAUGGGAAGAACGACGAAUCCACAUCAGACGUUUAUGUCAAGUAUUGCGAAUUCCUAACUCAGAUAAUCAGUCGCGAAAAAAAUUUUUGCGAAAAUAUUAUUUAGAACUUGAAGAUGAUUUAACAGUAGUCUGUAAAACUAUGUUUUUUAAUACAUUCGCCAUAAGCAUCAAAUUCAUUGAAACAACAUUGCUCAAAUACCCAGAAAAUACACUAGACGAAACCAAAAUAAAAGUUCUCGAUAAAAGCAAAAAUAUGAUAUCGAGAAAACCUAACUGCUUUACUUCUGAAAUGCCAAGAAAUAUUGUCUGUGACAAUAAUGACUAUGGAGUGACUGAAGCAAAGGUUUCUACAUAUAAUCUUUCAAAAGAUGAUCAAUUUGUAAAUAUACAAAAUAAAAAAGAUAUUAAAACAAUUUGUUCAUGCCCAGAAAAAUGUAACUUAAAAAUUUCCAAAGAUGUAUGUCUUAAAAUUUAUGAACAUUUUUGGUUAAAAUUAAUGUCACCAAGAGAUCGUAAACUCUUCCUAAUAAAUACCAUACAAAAAGAUAGGAACACUUCAAUAAGAACUUUUGUACUUCCAAUAAAAAAUGGUCAAGUAACAGUCUGUCAGGAAAUGUACUUAAACACUUUGGGCUUAACAGAAAAAGCUAUACAGAUUGCAGUAUCAAAUUGCAUUAGUCGAACAACAGACAGCAAACAAAUAAGUGAGUAUAAAACAAGAAAGAAUGAAGAUUAUUCAGACUUCAAUGAACUAACGUUUGAAAAUAUAGUUUUACCCAAUACGUCCUCCAAAGAAACUGCCAAAGAUUAUACACUUCCAUUCAAAAGGACUACGUUAACUAUUAGACCUCUACAACCGCCAUGUUCAUGCAAAAUGCAAUGCAAUUUCAAACUAACAGAAUAUAUUCGUCAACAAAUUCAUAGAGAGUUUUGGAACUUGCCUGCGCAGGUUGAUAAAAAGCAUUUUAUAUUAUCAACUAUUAGUACUCAAGUGUUUAGAGACAACCUUACCAAAGAAAAAAGAAAAGAAAUAAAGUAUUUUAUGUUGCCUUUGUACUAUGAUAACAUUAUAGUAUGUAGGGAAAUGUAUUUGCAAACACUUUCAAUUGAUGAAAUUUUUCUGAAAAGAACAGUUAAUGGUAUUAAUCAAGAUGGAAGUAUUGUAGAUGACGAUGAUCAUUACAACACAAAUGGAACAUUGGAGUAUGGUUCAGUGCUUACAUUAGCAAAAUGCCUUCCCAACAAAUAUAACGAAGUAGAAAUUUCUUCAGAAGAUGAUCAAAGUUUCAUAAAUUGCGCAGAUCUUGUAGAAAGUCACAUAAAAGAAGAUACUUUGCACUCUGAAAAAUUAAAAGUGAAAAGAGUGAGAAGAGAAAAGCGAAGUCGAAAAAUGGGACCUCCAUGUCUACCCUCUUGUCGGACCCAGUGUAGCAAGAAAUUAAAUGAAAUUCAAAGAAAAAGCCUUCAUGACAAAUUUUGGCAUUCAAUGAACUGGCAAGAAAGAAAACAGUUCAUAAUGAAUACAGUCGAAGAAUUUCCUAUAAAAAAUAGAUCAAUAACUGGUACUCGCAAAAAGAGAAAUUUUAGUAGAAAAUAUACUUUACCAGGAAAAAAGAAUAUGAUAACAGUAUGCCAGAAAAUGUAUUUAAAUACUCUUUCAUUAUGUAGUGGGUUCCUCUGUACAAUUCAUAUAUGGGCAUCUCAGGUAAAGUGGUAAUUAUCACAACAAUAUAUCACUAGUAAAAUUUGCAUGUAAGAUUAACGUUAAAAAUACUCAAUUCAACGAUCCCUUUUUUCUAGACUAUAAAAGAUAUAUAUUUUGAUUUAUAAAAUUACCCAUUUAAUAACUCGAAUUAGAUUAAGUAGUUUUUUGUACUUUAGAGUUUUAAAUAAUAGUACAAAUUUUUAGUUGCACGUUCUUCAUUAUUUAUUUUUAAUUUAAUAUUUUAAUCAGCUAUGAGCUAGAAAUUACUAAAUUAUAUAUUCUAAUAGUAUUAACCUUAAUAUUAAUAUAUCACUAAAAGCUUGAACAGAGCCACUUUAUGACAAUUUCUAACAUUUUUUAAUACUUAGAUUCAUAAUAACAUGAUUAAUCUGUUGUUUAGAUAAAUCUAGUGACCCCCAAAUUCUUCAUAUUUAUUUCUACUAUACUAUACAGUUUGUACUGGCGAUUUAAUAUCUAACCGCUAAGUUCCGACAGUACCUAUUUGAAAUACUCCGCGAUUUAUUUGUCAUUGUAGGAAAUCGACCAGUGCUCACCUGAUGAAGGGUAAAGGCCGAGAAACCGGUUGUGAGAGGUUGGUUGAUUUUCCCGCAAUGACAAACACAACGUGGACUUAGAAUUUUUCAUAGCUUUUCAUUCAAGGCAAGAAUUAUAUAAUCUAUUUAUAUGUAAAGUUAUAUGGGAAAUGUCACCGAUCUCCGUUUCCAAGCCAACUGGACGGCGUUUUUUUUCUCGAUCAUAAGGUAUUAGUUACCUAGUAAUCAUUAUACAAAAAUUAAAGAUCAAUGAGAUUAAGAUGUGAGACAUUAUUUUGUAUGAAGAAUAUUUUUAUCAACCAUUUUUAACAAAUUGACGCUCUUUCUGAAAUUAUUAAAAUACCACGAAAUAUCUAGUUAAUAUCGCUUUUGAAAAUAUAAUAUAUAUUAUAAUAAUAUACAGGGUGUCUCAGAUUUUAA
Sitophilus oryzae (rice weevil) is the source of this 3123-nucleotide messenger RNA. RefSeq lists its product as uncharacterized. The record is from RefSeq and is a predicted model, not a curated record. Bases 212 to 2161 code for a protein of 649 amino acids. The transcript is spliced from 2 exons. Lineage: Eukaryota; Metazoa; Arthropoda; Insecta; Coleoptera; Curculionidae.